Messenger RNA from Talaromyces proteolyticus, 1191 nucleotides. Its product is annotated as DUF1264 domain protein. Bases 192 to 869 code for a protein of 225 amino acids. Lineage: Eukaryota; Fungi; Ascomycota; Eurotiomycetes; Eurotiales; Trichocomaceae. The transcript is spliced from 3 exons. The record is from RefSeq and is a predicted model, not a curated record.
UUGCUUCGUUACAUAUAUGUAUUGUAAGGUCUCCAUCACCGUGACGUCAACCCAUUACCUCAAUCGACGAGGUAUACAUAAAUCUUGUAAAUCUCCAUCAAUUGAACACCAAAAAACCAUCCAACUCAAUCAAAUUCCAACAAAUACCUAUCAUCGUACUACCCAUAUACUGAUAUCAACAACCAGGUCCAAUGGCAGCAACUAAAACAGCAGGCGAGCCACUCACCACCAAAAGCCGCGUCCUCGAGACCGCCGCCGGCAUGAUCCAGGACUUCCGACCCGUGAAGCAAAUCUGCGCGUAUCUCAACGCAUUCCAUGUAUACGCAUCGGACCAAACUCGCGCCGUUGAAGCCCACCACUACUGUUCCCACAUCACCGAAGACAUCCGCCAAUGCCUAAUUUACGACUCUAACGCCGCUAACGCGCGCCUCAUCGGAGUCGAGUACAUGAUCAGCCCAUCCCUCUACGCAACCCUGCCUAAAGCUGAGCGCGAGCUCUGGCACUCGCAUACCUACGAAGUCAAAAGCGGGGUGCUGAUUAUGCCGGCACCAACGGGAACGCCAGAGGCAGUGUGGGCGACGGCAGAAACGGCGGAGAUGAGGGAUAUUAUCGGGUUGUAUGGCAAAUCAGUGCAUCUGUGGCAGGUCGAUCGAGGGGAUGCAGUGCCGUUGGGUAUGCCGCAGCUGAUGGGCAGUUUUAUUAACGAUGAGAUGGUGCAGAAGGUGAAUCCGCAGGGGAAAAGCGGGCUGAUGGAGGAUAGGGAUAGGAGGUUUGGGGUGGAUUAUAAGAACAAGGCUGAGAUUAGGAGGGGGAUUGAAGAGCCGGAGAAGCACGAAGAUGCCGAUGCAUUGAUGCGUGGUAAAACAUAAGAUUGUAUUGAUUGGUAUGUAUUGGUAUGUCCCCCGACUACUACACCUCGACUCGCCAUGCGCCAUACUUAAAUGGUUGUCAGAGCCAAGUAUCGUUCGUGGGAAUUGAAUUGAUUCAAUUAAUCUUGCUUCACUGUCCACACUUGCUCGUCCUGGUGUUAGAUUUCGGCGACGGCAAGCUCUAGCAAUUUUAGAAGCGAGGAGAAUUCCACAUAAAAUAUAAUACAGAAAGUACAGUAUAAAUGUCGUUAUAAAGAAACCUGCAAAGAAACCUGCAGCAGACCCAGCAUUAUGAGUUUGUCUGCAGAAUCCAUGCGUUGGG